AUUAAUUAAGUUUAGGCGAAAUCUAACUGAAACACAAAUGUCAUGAACAAGAAAUCUUUUUUCUGUGGUGUCCUCGUUGGAGUUUUAGUAACAUGGACUCUUUCCUUUUACCUUUAUUAUUCAUUGACUGAGAGUUCGUCAACAAAAAUAUUUGCGAAAAAUAUUUUCAACGAUGAUAAUUCUAGUGAGGAUGAAUCUGACGAAAAUAGUAACUUUAUUGAAGACAAGGAAAAUGAAAACAUUGAUGGAAAGUUGUCACAUAUUAAGAGUAAAUUGUUGAAGGAAAAAGGCAAGAGAAAGCUGAGUCGAAAGUUGAUUGAAGAAAUGCAACCUGUGACAGUAAAGCAAAUUGAAGAAUUUGGAGUGAUAAGAAAUGUCGAGGAUCAGUUCAUUCGAGAUUCUGGCUAUAAAACUCAUGCAUUUAACGUUCUAGUUAGCAACCAAAUAGGGACAUUUAGAGAAAUCCCUGAUACUCGCCAUAAAAUAUGUGCUCAACAAAACUAUGAUGAAGAACUUCCAACAGCUUCAAUUAUUAUGUGCUUUUAUAAUGAAGAUAUCAACACUUUAAUACGAUCUGUUAAUACUGUCAUCAAAAGAACUCCGACGAAAUUAUUAAAAGAAAUUAUUUUAGUAGAUGACUCAAGUGACUUGCCGGAUCUCAAGGAAUAUUUAGAGAAACGAAUUCAAAAACUCGACUCAAGUCAUAAGGUUACAAUUAUUAGAAAUUCAAAGAGAGAGGGUUUGAUACGAUCUCGUGUGUAUGGUUCAAGGAAAUCAACCGGCGACGUUCUCAUCUUUCUCGACAGUCACAUUGAAGUGAAUCGUGAAUGGGUGGAACCUUUACUCAAUCUUAUUAAACACAAUAGUACUGCAGUUGCUGUGCCAAUUAUUGAUAUUAUCAACGCUGAUACAUUCGUGUACAGUUCAAGUCCAUUAGUUCGAGGCGGUUUCAAUUGGGGAUUGCAUUAUCGAUGGGACAACAUUCCAAAAGAUCUUUUGACAAAAGAAGAAAACUUUGCUGGGCCUUUUGCAUCACCAACAAUGGCUGGAGGGCUUUUCGCAAUUGAUCGUGAAUAUUUCAAAAAGAUGGGGGAGUACGAUAUGGGAAUGGAUGUGUGGGGUGGGGAAAACAUUGAAAUAUCUUUCCGAAUCUGGCAAUGCGGUGGAUCAAUUCAAAUUGUUCCGUGCAGCCGAGUUGGUCAUGUUUUCCGAAAGCGGCGACCUUAUGGAACUGUUGGAAAUGAUGACACAAUGAUUAAGAAUUCUCUUCGUUUAGCUCAUGUUUGGAUGGAUGAAUAUCUCGAAUAUUUCCUUGACCAUCAAAAGUCAGCAAAAGAAAAAGAUUUUGGUGAUGUUUCUGAUCGUCAGAAGUUAAGAAAGAAACUUAACUGCAAAUCGUUUAAAUGGUAUUUAAAUAAUAUUUAUCCUGAACAAAGCUUGCCUGGCGAGAAAUCAAAAAUGGAACUUCCAAAGUUUCAACCAUGGCAUAGCAGGAAGCGAAAUUAUCUGAGCAACUUCCAGAUACGACUCACAAACACUUCAUUAUGUGCGACCAUUUCAGGGCCGAAAGAGAAAAGUUUAUGGACGAAAGGAAAAAAUGUUGAGCUUGCGCCUUGUCUGCGUAUAAAAAGUCAAAUUUGGUAUGAAACGGAUAAGAAUGAAAUUGUUUUUGGUCAAUUAUUGUGUUUGGAAGCUCAAAGUUCGUCUUUCUCAAAACCUUUGUUAAACAAAUGUCACGAAAUGGGUGGCGAUCAGCAAUGGAAUCACCGACAAACGAAACGAACGCCAAUUUAUAAUGUUGCAACUGGUACCUGCUUGGCAGCACCAAAAGCUGAGAAAGGUGAAAAACUACAAUUGAAAAUUUGUGAAAAUUCUCCACUCAACUCAUGGGAUUUAAUCACUUAAAAGUUUUAAAAAUCAUUCCGAAUCAUUUUUUUAAUCCAUUUCAAUUCCAUUUUUUGCUAUUGUUGAUUGUUCAUAGUUGAAGUUUAAUAAAAAUUGUUUUUUAUUUACAAA
This is a messenger RNA of Clunio marinus, 2016 nucleotides long. The record is from the annotation of a GenBank genome assembly. NCBI's taxonomy places the organism in Eukaryota, Metazoa, Arthropoda, Insecta, Diptera, Chironomidae.